AUGGAUCUGCGAAUGCCGCUGGGCUUGGAUCUGCUGACGGUUUGCAUGGCAGCCGUUCCGGAAGAACGAGAACUCGAGAAGGACUUUGAGAAUGGCAAGUGGCCGUUUGGUGGCACAGGUGGGCCUGAGGGCGUCCCCACCCCGGCAGGGGCGAAGUGCGUCGAGAUAAGCGACCUAUUAGCGCGCACCGACGGUCAAGCUGGCGAGUAUUCGUUUGGAGGGCCUGCUGACUCAUUGCCAGCGGCCCCUGGGCUGCACGUUGACAGUGUUGGGGCUGUCCCGGUCCCUCUCUCCGAUGAUGUUGCUGCAAGACUCAUUGCCAAGUGUGAGAAGUCCCCCUUUGGUCACAACAUGGACACCAAGAUGGACGAUGAAGUGCGCAAUAGCUGGCAGAUUGGGCCCGAUAAAGUCCAACUCAAGAACCCCAAGUGGAGCGUAGGAAUGAGUGACAUGAUGCUCGAGAUCUCGGAGCGUCUGGGCUACAAGGACAUCAAGUUGGGCUGCUCUCUCUACAAGUUGCUAGUUUACGGAGAAGGUAGUCACUUCCUGAAGCACCAAGACACGGAAAAGCAGGACGGAAUGAUUGCAACUUUGGUGGUGCAGCCGCCGAUUCGGUAUCGCCACGACUUCGGCAAAGCCGACGGUACUGCGGCCUAUCUCCCGCACUACGCGGUGCACUACGCCGACGCAGAGCACGCUUUGGAGAAGGUGACGAGUGGCUUUCGCCUUGCUUUGGUGUACUCAAUCUGUCUGCCGCCGAAGAAGCGCCACCUGGAACGAGCGACCAACAAGCCACUGGGUGAAGACCUGGCGAGUGUCAUCAGCAGCAUGGGGCCCGACGACAAGUCUUUCGUGCUACUGCUGUCACACGAGUACACCCAGAAAAGCGCUCUUGAUUUUGGUGCUCGAGUACUGAAAGGUGUCGAUCGCGUGAGGUUCGGUGCCUUGGAGGAAGCUAACGGCAUCGUGGCUGAAGACAAGAAGCUCGUGUUCUUCCUCGCUGAGCUCACGCACAAGGUCAGCUACGCUAAGAGUACUCAAAAGCUUGGGUGGAUGGAAUACGCCCGCAAGCAGUGCACGAACUGGUACACGACAGACGGCGAGAAUAUUGGCGAGGUGAAGAAAAUGAAUGUGGCGUUCAACUUCCUCAAUCCUACGCACCAGUCGAAUUCUGAGCUGUGGAUGCCACACGGGACCAAGAAAGACAAGAGGUACACUGGCAACGAGGGACCGACAGCAAGUACCAAGUAUUCGAGAUUCGCGGUGGUGGCGUGGCCUGUUGCCCGCCAUCUUGAGAAUGCUGUGAAGUUUUUGCCUAUGGACAUUGCGAAGAAAUACCGCGACGAGUUGCCCAAAUGGGAGUUCAGCAAGUUUUGCCUGGUAUUUUUCGAGUCGCUGCUGAAAGUUGGGAAUUCAGCGCUGGUGAAGUCGUUCCUCACGGAUCUGUGCCCCUGUCUUGGCGGUGUGGAGGAUAACGAUACCCUGAUUUCAUCCAUUGUGGCGCCCUUGCACGCCUACGACUGGAACGACAUUGGUUCUGAAUUUCAGACAUCGUUGGGGGAAACUGCUGUCUCAGACUAUGAACCUCUAACUAUUGGAUGUUCCAUCGUGGAACUUACGCUGCGAGUGGUUGACAGUCUUGAAGAUGGAGCAGCACAGCAAGCUUUACUGAAAAUGGCCCUGGAGAAGGCGAUGGAGCGUAAAGAUGAGAAAUUCUGUUCGAGCGAGGUCGCUGGGUUACUGUGGAAGUGGGCGAUGAAGUGUGCCGACAAGACUACCUUUGAUGCGCUGAAGAAUAAACUGAAGCAAGCCGACGCAAGCACACUCCAACCGACUAUUGAAACGCUAUUAAACACCUUAGUCACAGGUGACCGUGCGGGUGAGAUGUCUUCGUUGUUGCAGACGGCCAGAUCCAGUCGCAUCAAGUGGCUCAAGGAACAGAUUCAAGAGUUGAGCAAGCCCUUCACGUGGGAGAUGCCGGAUGCCAAGUUGUAUAGCAACAGGGACGUCGAGACAUUCCUGAGAGGCCCCGAAGAGUCCAUGACUGUCGAGUUUGAUACUAUCGAGGAUGCACGUGAUUAUGCGGAGGCUUGGGAGAACCGUAUGAACAACUCGUCGUUCAAAACCGAAGCUGCUAGCAGCGGCGAGAACGCGUUCAUUACAAUCACCAAGACUCGCGAGUGGUUCGAUGAUCGCCAGAAGACCUUGGAGCAGUACAAGGAGGAGCUAACGCGUAUGGUGCAACAGUUCGGCGAGAGGGGUGACGAUGGCGACGAGAGGAUGGAGUGA
This is a messenger RNA of Phytophthora sojae, 2289 nucleotides long. RefSeq lists its product as hypothetical. The coding region runs from base 1 to 2289 and encodes 762 amino acids. Lineage: Eukaryota; Oomycota; Peronosporomycetes; Peronosporales; Peronosporaceae. The record is from RefSeq and is a predicted model, not a curated record. The transcript is spliced from 3 exons.